Messenger RNA from Toxotes jaculatrix (banded archerfish), 2547 nucleotides. RefSeq names its product probable ribonuclease ZC3H12D. Gene Ontology annotation, cellular component: nucleus; cytoplasmic ribonucleoprotein granule. NCBI's taxonomy places the organism in Eukaryota, Metazoa, Chordata, Actinopteri, Toxotidae. Gene Ontology annotation, biological process: nuclear-transcribed mRNA catabolic process, RNase MRP-dependent; 3'-UTR-mediated mRNA destabilization. The transcript is spliced from 6 exons. Gene Ontology annotation, molecular function: mRNA binding; RNA endonuclease activity; metal ion binding. The record is from RefSeq and is a predicted model, not a curated record. Bases 326 to 2032 code for a protein of 568 amino acids.
CUCUUCCUUGCUGGUCAGAGAGACUUUUGUUUUCUCAGCAGCAAGCACUCACUUCCUCCUAUGAGUAAUAAGAGCAGCUUCACACGGAGGAGUCUGUUUGUUAGAGCGACUGACUGACUGACUGAGAGCAGCUCGUACACAUAGAGAGAGAGAGAGAGGGACAACAAGAGGGACUCAUCCACAGGUUGCUGAAUGUGUAAGUACAAAGCAGUUGCUGUGGAGACACUGAUGAGCUAGAAUAAGGAGGCGAAGAGGAUUCCCCCAGACAGACAGUCCCGAGAAGGCAGAGAAGAAGACGCACACGCAUUCAGAAUCAGAGUCCACAAUGGACCGCCACCACCAGCAGCACGCCAAAGUGGAGCGAUUUCUCAAGUUGGGAUACUCUCACGGUGACAUCCUGCGGGUGCUGGAGAACCUCCGUGAUGAUGCCCAGACCAACGACAUCCUGGAGGAGCUGAUAAAGACCCACACUCCUACUUACACCAACAAAAGUGUCCCAAACAGUCCCAAGCUGGUACCCAGAGGCUGCAGCCCCAACGCCAGUCAGCCCCGACCUGGACCGGACAGAGAGUCAGCUGCUGGCUUCAGACCAGUGGUUAUAGAUGGAAGCAACGUGGCCAUGAGCCAUGGCGACAAGAAGGUGUUUUCAUGCCAGGGCCUCCAACUGGCAGUGAACUGGUUCUGGGACAAAGGGCUGCGCGACAUCACCGUGUUCGUUCCUCUGUGGAGGAAGGAACAGCCGCGACCGGACGCACCCAUCACAGAUCAACAUGUUCUCCAUGAGCUGGAGAGAAGGAAGAUCCUGGUGUACACGCCGUCUCGCUGCGUGAACGGUAAGAGGGUGGUGUGCUACGACGACCGCUACAUCGUCAAGCUGGCCUUCGACUCCGACGGCAUCAUCGUGUCCAACGACAACUACCGAGACCUUCAGACGGAGAACCCCCAGUGGAAGAAGUUUAUAGAAGAGAGGCUGCUGAUGUACACCUUCGCCAACGACAAGUUCAUGCCUCCAGACGAUCCACUGGGCAGAAAUGGUCCCACCAUAGAUGAUUUUCUGAGGAGGAAGCCCUGGACCCCGGACAACAAGCUGCAGCACUGUCCAUACGGAAAGAAGUGUACCUAUGGAGUGAAGUGUAAGUUCUACCACCCGGAGCGAGCCAACCAAUCACAGCUGUCUGUGGCCGACGAGCUGAGGGACCGAGCCAAGAACUUCUCGCCCAAACCGAGCCUGCAGGACCCGCACUUCUGCCCUGCUGUGUAUCAGCCGGAGCCCAGAUACACCUCAUCCACUCCUCCGCCCUCGAGCAUAGAGGACCUGUCGCACAGGGCUUCUCCCAGCGAGCAGUUCAUCUAUCAGAGAGACUCGAGCAGCCCGAGAAGCCAGCCCAGCUCCGGCCUCCACCACUAUCCGAGCUCAGACGUGGACGAGGCCUUCAGCUCCUUGGGGAGCUCCGUGUCCAGGCUCUGCAUCCAAGACACGUCCCAUGGUGUGGAGCAUCUUCUCCACAGCUACAGCAGUGGGGUGGCCAGCCACGAGGACUACUCCCUAUCAGGCCCAUACAGCCAAUACACCUACUGUCUGAGCGAUGGAUGGUACUACGCUCCUCAGAAAUGCUCGGUGUCCUGCAAGAACCCCGCGUGCAACCAGUGCAGGUGUGGUCACCAGCAGACCAGGAAGUCCACCCACCACCAACACCACCACCAGCCAGCAUGGGGCUCCUGCCCGGCUCUGCCUCCACAUAACGGGGAGCAUCCCAGCCUUGAGAAGCAGUACUUCAGGCUGGCCGCCGACAGACAGACCAGCAGCUUGCCCAGGGACCCGUGGGCGCAGAGCAGCCUCUCUGACGCCAGGCUGAACGGCCGGGCCAAGAGCACAUCCAGCGAGCAGAGGAAGGACCUGAGGAGCCAGCUGAGCACUCUCUUCCCCCAGAACAUAGUGGAGCAAGUCAUGAAUACUUACCCAGACAUCUCAGACAUGUCUAAACUGAUUUCUCUCAUCCAGAGCCACAGGACCAGUUUAAUCUCCUUCUAAAUUAGAAAGACUUUUGUGUUAUUAUUUUUAUUUUUUUCUUACUGAAGCUGAGCCCACAUUGGAGUUCUCAUCCCAGAAGCAAAAGUGAAAAGUGUAAAAAAAAAACAAAAAACAGAACAUUAAAGUGACUGUGAAUUAAUAUUCUCGUGAAUCAUACUAAAACUCUUCCUCUUCCUCGGACACAUUCAACCCCCCCUCCCCCAUCCCACCCCCCCCUUUAAUCUCAGCAUUAAAAAGUCUGACUCAGUCUGAUGAAAUGGUGAAAAUGUAGCAGACUGAAUGCUAUUUCUUUAUCCCAGUGCAAUGCACUACGCUCCGUACAUGCUACUUAUUGUAGCGCUGACAGAUGUUCUAUGAAAGCAGCAUGUGUUGUUUUUCUCAUGUUGCCUCAAAGUGAGGAACGCUAUAUAUUCUGUACUUCUUUAAAGAAAGUCGCUGACCUGUUAUUGAUGUGAAUUUUUAAAAGUUUUUUUUUUUUUUUCUCUGUGCCUGUGAAAUAAAAUCACUUGAACCUC